AUGUCACGUUCGGAUUUAGGCACAGGGCAUUUCGUAGCAGGGAACUCGGAAUAUUCUCAUGGAAACGCCAACGUGCAGCAAGGUGAGGGCACGCAAUCACAUCUUCCCGCAGCUGCUUCACAUCCCAGGGACAGCCUACCAACCUGGAAAUGGAGGGCAUUACUUGUAGCCAAUGGUUUCCUAACCAUAAUGCAUGGAUACGAUGUCAGCAAUGUCGCCAAUAUCCAGGCAUCUAUUUACAGAGCUUUCGGGCAUAUCGAACUACUGUCUUGGGUUGCACUCGGCUAUUCGGUUUGCAAUAUCGCCUUGAUUCCCCUGGGCCGUAAACUUUUCAAGUUCGGAGACUUCAAGACGCUGUGUCUCGCAUCCAUGAUGUUCAUCAUUGGAGGCUCCGCCCUCUCCGGUGCUGCCCCUAAUAUCGAGUGUAUCAUCGCUGGACGUGCUGUGAUGGCCCUAGGCUCAAGCAUCAUAUACCAAGGGAUCCUGAGUUUUAAUAUCGUCUUUACCUACCCCCACGAACUUGGCCUUGUACAGGGUUUCAUCGGUGCUUGCUUUGCCAUGGGUCUGGUGCUGGGCCCGAUUAUCGGGGGCGCCUUUGCCAACAAUGGCCAUACUACAUGGCGAUGGGCAUUUUAUUUAGUGAUACCACUCUGUGUCAUUAGUUUGGUACUUCAAGCUCUUUUCUACCCUCGUUAUAGUAUGCCAACUACUAGAACAACAUGGAUGCAUAUCAAGGAGGUCGAUUGGAUAGGCAAUCUACUGCAUAUGGGAUCCUGUCUCCUCUUUGCAAUCAGCUGUACGUUUAUCGGGUCGACAGGGACUUGGGGCAUUAACUCCGGCAUCGCCACCUGGAUCCUUUUCACCUUCUUCGUGAUCACAUAUGUUCUACAACAGGCAUACAAUCUCGGCACAACACCCGAGAACCGCUUGUUAUCUCCUAGUUCGCUCCUUCACAACCGGACUAUCCUCCUCACUUGGAUCUGCACAUUUUGUGCCGCCGCGUCGUACGGCGCUACGUUAUAUUAUGUGCCCAUAUACUUCGCCUUCGGGCACGGGUUAGAUCCGCUUGCGGCGGCAACCCGACUACUACCCUUCGUUGGCGUUUUCAUAUUCACUAUUAUGCUAUGCGGCCGUCUACUUCCUACCCUCCGAUUUUAUAAAGCCUUCUUCGUCGUCGGAUCUGCUCUCCUUCUAGUGGGCGGGGGCCUGUUCCAGAUGUUAAGCACCGAUAUGUCUGAGUCAGCAGUCAUGGGCUUCGAAAGCGUUGUCGCCGCUGGGCUCGGCAUCCUCUGGCAGUUAGGGGUACCAGUAUGCACAACCUUCCUACCCAGCACCGAGGACCGCCUGGAUCUUGCUCUACUAAGCAACAUGGCGCAGUUAGGCGGCAUUGCGGCCUCGCUUUCUAUCGCUGGGAUGGUAUAUCAGAGUACGGGCUUCCAGUCACUAAAAGAUUCCGUUGGAGGCAUGGGGUUUUCCGAUGAGAGUAUCCGCGAGCUACUCUCGGGCGUUGAUUCGCCAAUCCUAAAGGAUGCUGAUCCGAAGGUACUACGAUUGGCCGUAAAAGCCAUCGUCGACGCUAUUAGGGCAUGCUUCAUCAUUCCGCUCACUGCCGGUUGUAUAUCGUUCCUUGCAGCCUGGAGCAUGAACUGGGAAGCUCUCGAGUUCAAUCAGUCCACUAGGCAACGACAUGUACGGCAAUCAGGUGAUACCCAGCUUCGUCAUCAAAGAUCUGAUGACGAAUUUCUAUUGGAUGAUCUGAAUACUCGAGGCGAGACUGCAGGUGGUGUGUUGAAUUCGCUCGCCUCAGUACAUAUUCGUGAUAAGAGAUAA
Molecule: messenger RNA, 1830 nt
Organism: Daldinia loculata
Lineage: Eukaryota; Fungi; Ascomycota; Sordariomycetes; Xylariales; Hypoxylaceae
Product: MFS general substrate transporter
Exons: 5
Coding region: 1-1830 (609 amino acids)
Biological process (GO): transmembrane transport
Molecular function (GO): transmembrane transporter activity
Source: RefSeq, a predicted model, not a curated record